AUGGCAACCGAUCCACGUCGAGCUCACCUUGCGGACCCACGUCGAGCUGCUGCUGCUACGCCUACCCCUCCACCACCUCCAAUUCUGCCUUCUCCAAUAUCCAAUUUGGCAGGGAAUGAUGCCUCGAACGGCAUCCCAGCUGUGGUGCCACAAAGCGAGUUCGAAAGCAGACUCAAAUUUUGCACCGUCUGCGCCAGCAACCAAAACCGCUCAAUGGAAGCCCACCUGCGUCUCGCCACUGCCUCAUAUCCCUGCAUCUCCUUUGGAACAGGCUCCUUAGUCCGCCUUCCAGGCCCUACCAUCACCCAGCCCAACGUAUAUCCCUUCAACACUACAUCAUAUCGCAGCAUGUACGACGAGCUCUCUGCCAAAGAUCCCAGACUUUACCGGGCGAAUGGCCUGUUGAACAUGCUUGAACGUAAUCUAGGUGUGAAAUGGGGCCCCGAGAGAUGGCAGGAUUGGUCGAUCGGUGCGCCAAGGCUAUCCCACCUUGAGAAGGGUGACAAAGGGGCCCAAGGAACAGAGGCAGGAGUGGUAGACGUAGUCAUUACAUGUGAAGAGAGAUGUUGGGACGCAGUUGUGGAUGAUCUACUAGCUCGAGGGGGUGUACUGAAUAAGCCGGUCCACGUCAUAAAUGUGGACAUUCGAGACAAUCACGAAGAAGCUCUGGUGGGAGGCAGGGCAAUUCUAGACCUGGCGGACAGUCUCAACGAAGCCGCCAAAUUGGAAGCCGCUUUGGAUGGCCAGAGCCGUGGAGAUUUCGACGGCAAGGUACCAGAUGUCUUGGCGGAGUGGCAGGAAAGAUGGCCUCAGUUACCGGCGCUCUGGACUUUAUGCUGGUUUUGA
Molecule: messenger RNA, 846 nt
Organism: Bacidia gigantensis
Lineage: Eukaryota; Fungi; Ascomycota; Lecanoromycetes; Lecanorales; Ramalinaceae
Gene: SSU72
Product: RNA polymerase II subunit A C-terminal domain phosphatase
Exons: 1
Coding region: 1-846 (281 amino acids)
Biological process (GO): termination of RNA polymerase II transcription
Cellular component (GO): mRNA cleavage and polyadenylation specificity factor complex; nucleus
Molecular function (GO): RNA polymerase II CTD heptapeptide repeat phosphatase activity
Source: RefSeq, a predicted model, not a curated record